GAACCACAAUACACACACAUUCAAUCAACAAUAAUGACAUAACGUAUCUUUUUUCCCUCAGUGAACGUGCCGAACACUGGAUCUCUAUCAUCCUUUCUUCGUCAUGGACAACAACAUCCCACGAAACACGCCCGCGCUACUAGCGCGAAUUGAUCAAUUACGCAACAGUUUGAUCAAGCGAUUCGAAAACCUGGUCGAGCAAGCGGCUGUCGACAAGAAUGAUCGUAAUAGUACGGCGUUGAGUCAAUAUCAAUCACAGAUUGAGACUGCUGCUUUGAUACGCACAAGCGAAGACAUUCUGACUCUCACACGCCAAAUGCAAGAGCUAUGGCUAUUUGGUCAACUCAAGACAUUGGACAAGAACGACAUUCAAGGACGUAUUGAUGCAGAUGCCAAAGAGGUGGCCGAGAUGCUUGCUAUUCUUGUCGGCGGCGAACAGGAACAGAAUGCUAUGAAGAUUGAGGAUUGAACGGACGAUUUCUUUGCUUCUGCUGGUCAGUAGCAGACCACAUCCAGCUUCUCAGAGAAAGAGAAGACUUGACAAGUCGUAUUGUCUAAGCAUAGAUAGAGAAGGCAGAAUCUUUCUCGAGACAAUCCAUAGAACAAAACUUCAGUCUUGAGCCCACUCCAAUC
Molecule: messenger RNA, 633 nt
Organism: Aureobasidium subglaciale EXF-2481
Lineage: Eukaryota; Fungi; Ascomycota; Dothideomycetes; Dothideales; Saccotheciaceae
Exons: 4
Coding region: 104-469 (121 amino acids)
Biological process (GO): regulation of transcription by RNA polymerase II
Cellular component (GO): mediator complex
Molecular function (GO): transcription coregulator activity
Source: RefSeq, a predicted model, not a curated record